Messenger RNA from Exaiptasia diaphana, 1332 nucleotides. RefSeq lists its product as uncharacterized. The record is from RefSeq and is a predicted model, not a curated record. The transcript is spliced from 3 exons. NCBI's taxonomy places the organism in Eukaryota, Metazoa, Cnidaria, Anthozoa, Actiniaria, Aiptasiidae. The coding region runs from base 1 to 1332 and encodes 443 amino acids.
AUGUUUAUUUCACAAAUUGACAAUUCUACAAUAUCUGACGAAGAGAAGUUUGGAUAUCUUCUUGAACUAGUGGGACCUAAGCGAAUCUCAAACACGUCUAGAGAAGAAAGAAGAGAAAGRAGGAAAAGAAAGCUGGAAGACGACGAAAGGAAUACUGUGCCGAAACUGGAGGAUCGUGUCCUUGAUAGUCCGCCGAUAUUCAGUAAAACUAGUGCACACUUAGACAUUCAAAAUGAGCAUAACUAUUUUUCUAAAAGUUCACAACGAGAAAAGUCAACUCAAGUCAAUUUCGAAAUUGAAGAGCUUUCUCAAGUAAAGAAAGAACUAGACGAACUAAAAAAUGAGAACGAGUCCCUCAGGAACAGGUUGAAAAACAAGUCAGAACUAAAACGGGAACUGUUCACCGAAGACGUACUUAAAAAUGAUGAAUCUGUUAAGUUUUACACAGGAUUUCCCUCUUUAGCAUGUUUGAUGGCCAUAUUCAACCUGAUUAAACCAUUGUGCAAUAAUAUGAAAUACUGGGACCAUAGCAAGAAUCGAAAGGUCGGCUACCAAAUGAACCCUUCGAAAAGUAAACCAGGCAGAAAGAGGACAUUAACAUUAUUUCAAGAAUUCCUCAUGACACUCSUGAAAAUCAGAUUGGGUCUGUUAAAUAUGCAGCUUUCUCACAUAUAUGGACUAUCUACAAGCUCUGUAAGUAAAAUUUUCAGGAYAYGGUCCAGAUUUCUUGCUAAAAUCUUCAAGGACACCCUUUUGUUAUGGCCAAACAGAUCAGACAUCAGAAAGAAUCUCCCUCGAACAUUUAGUAAUUUUCCAUCUACAAGAGUUAUCAUUGACUGUACAGAACUAUUCAUUGAAAAACCAACAACACCAAGUGCUCAAAGAGCGACAUGGAGCUCGUACAAGCACCACAAUACAAUGAAGACCUUGGUAGGCAUCACUCCCAAUGGUAUGUUUAGUUUUGUUUCUGAGUUGUGGACUGGGAAUACAAGUGACAGACAAAUAACAGAAAGCAGUGGCAUUCUAGACUUAUUGGAGCCUGGGGAUUCUGUCAUGGCUGACAAGGGUUUCAACAUUAAAGACCUCCUAACAAAACUUAAAGUUGAACUUAACAUGCCACCACUCUGCAAAGGCAAGCAAUUAUCAACAAAAGCAGUAAAAUCCACUCKCAAGAUUGCCAGCUUGAGGAUUCAUGUUGAAAGAGCCAUUGAGAGACUCAAGAACUUUAGAAUUCUACAGGGAAAUAUUCCUCUAACUUUGAUUGAUAUUGGUGAUUCAAUUCUUAYCAUUUGUGCAUCUAUUUGCAAUUUGUUACCACCUCUUACAAGAUAG